UUAUUAAGUAAAAGUAAAAUAAAAUGGCUAAACUUAUAAAUAAUGUAUCAGUUUGUUUCUUCUUCCUGUGUUUGGCAGCCAUUGCCCCAAGGUUGCUCGCACAUUUGCAAGAAGAGGCUGCCCCCGACGUCCCCGUUUCCGCCGAAGUUGGCGUGCCUGAAAACUCCCCGAAGGAGGCAGACAAAGUCAUAGUGGGAAGUGAGGAUACGCCACUGGACCAAGUAGAGGCGAAGAAGGAGCCUGAAUCUGAAGUUGAAGAGCAAGGAAACGGUGAGACAGAGGCAGAAGGGCCAACCCAAGACUCCAGCAGCAGCAGCGGCAGCUCUUUCCCCGAGGCUGAGAAACAGGCUGACGCGCCAAGCCCAUUCUCCAGCUUUUUCUCCAACAAGUUGGGUAGAUUUUUCCCUUAAAAUAUAAAUUCUUCCCUGCAACUUUGUAUGGGAUUGUUAUAAGUGGUCGAAAUAGUAGACCACAAGAUUUUUGUAUCCGAAACAGUGGACAUGAUCUUUGUACAUUGUUCCUCGAUAAU
This is a messenger RNA of Mangifera indica (mango), 529 nucleotides long. RefSeq lists its product as uncharacterized. The coding region runs from base 24 to 410 and encodes 128 amino acids. The transcript is spliced from 2 exons. NCBI's taxonomy places the organism in Eukaryota, Viridiplantae, Streptophyta, Magnoliopsida, Sapindales, Anacardiaceae. The record is from RefSeq and is a predicted model, not a curated record.